GCUAUGCAGGCAAGGAGGCCGUGCAUAUGCUCCAAUCCCGGGUGCAGUCUCACGUGGCUGCACAUCGUCGUGUCGACCCAGAUGUAGCGCUUUGCGAGGAGCUGCGCACAGCCACGUGGCCCACUGGGAGGGUGCUAUGCGGAGGCGAGAUUCUGACCUAUGGCUGGGACGUGUACAAUGAGCAGUGUGCCAAGUUGACUCCACGAUUCAUCAUGCAGCCAAAGACUACCGAAGAUGUGCAGAAAGCAGUGAGAUUUGCAAAGAACAACAACCUGAACAUUUCCUUCCGUGGCCAGGGGCACACAUACAACUGCGCUGCCUUCCAGCAGAACUCCCUAAAUCUCGACCUCCGCACCAUGGGCUCCACGGUAACGACCCGUAAGAUUGGCGAGGAUACCUUGGCAAUCUUGAGCCCAGGAUCCACGUUUCAGACCAUCAAAGACACCAUCUCCUCGCAAUUAUCCUUCACCCAUGGCACUUGCCCUACUGUUGGAGUCAUGGGCUUCCACCUGCAUGGUGGUUGGGGUGCGACCACCGACACCUGGGCCAACGAGUCGAUUGUGCAGAUGGAGGUGGUAACUGCUGAUGGGGCCUUGCAUACUUUGAAUGCCGAGAGUACGGGAGAAGAGGCUCAGCUGUGGAACGCGAUGCGAGUUGCAGGCUCUAGCUUUGGCAUUGUCACGGAGCUCACCAUCCGCCUUUUCAACCGGCGUGAGAGGCCAUACUUGGUUCUUCCGGUGCUGAACGACUUUGACUUUCUCCUCUCCAAGGUACCGAAUGGAGCGGCUUUUGGUUGGGUGGGCCUCGCACGUUGGGACAAAGUGUUCUACCCUCAAAGCACUGUUCUUGGGCAUGGGUGGAUACUUCAAAUUGUGCUAAACGAUCUGUAUCCUUGGACCUUGACAUCAGCUUUGUCAUGGGUGUUCUUCAAUGGCAUUCAGCUGGCUUUCUCGUACUUCGCUCAGAUACCGCCCAACAUACCAACCAAUGCCGAGACAUGGCUAAACGGCUUGUAUCCCUUCCAAGACUCUGCAGUCUUCACGCGCUUUUAUCCGCUUAGUGACAUUCGGGACAAGGCCAAAUUGUUGGAAAGCUUCCUCUCACAGCACGUCGACAACUGCCGAUAUAAUUUGGGUCCCCUUCAAGGAGAAUCUGCGCGACUGCCUUUGGUCACAGUGGAGUGUAACACUCUGCAGACGGCCGCCUUGUUGAAGGACUUUGUGCGACAGAACAGCGCAGUCCUUCUCCCUGACAAGCCGGGGUCUGGCUAUAUCAACCUCCCCCUGGAUGACACAAGUACUUAUCGGGAAGCGUACUUCCCCCAGUAUGACGAGCUGGCCGCCAUCAAGUGCCUGUGGGAUCCCAGUGAUCUCUUUUACAGUAGGGUUGGCAUUCAUCCGGAAGGUUGCUCCGGCUCAUGA
This is a messenger RNA of Symbiodinium pilosum, 1421 nucleotides long. NCBI's taxonomy places the organism in Eukaryota, Dinophyceae, Suessiales, Symbiodiniaceae. The record is from the annotation of a GenBank genome assembly.